AUGCUCUGGCGAACAAAGUCCCACCACAGUCAGACCUCUGUGGCGUCCGCGUCCAACAAUGACCCUGCCGCCUCUGCCUCCGCGGCCGCGGGCACGGCUUGGCUUGCGGGUCACUUACACCACCUUACACCGGAACAAGAAGAGAAGCUAGUCGAGUUCAAGGACGUUUGUGCUAAACGUGGAUAUUAUACUGCUGCUGUGGCACCAGCGGAAGGAGUGGAGGAGAAGCCAGCCAGCCAUGAUGAUGCGACCAUGUUGCGCUUUUUGCGUGCUCGCAAGUUCGAGGUUGAGGGGGCGUGGAAUCAGUUCAAGGAUACCGAAGACUGGCGCAAAGAAAAUGCCAUCGAGUCGUUGUACGAUAACAUCGGCGUGGACUCGUAUGAGGCGGCGCGGCGAAUGUAUCCCCAGUGGACUGGCCGUCGUGAUCGCCGUGGUAUCCCUGUCUACGUCUUCGAGAUCCAGCACCUCAACUCCAAGGAGAUGGCCGCUUAUAACUCUACCUUGAGCACCGGUACCCCCGAGACUCACAAAUCCUCUUCCGUGCCCGCGCGCUUGCUCAACUUGUUCGCCUUGUAUGAGAACCUUCUUGGAUUUGUGAUGCCGCUUUGCUCGGCACUUUCACGGCCCAAUCCCGAGACGCCCAUUGUGACUUCUACCAAUAUUGUCGACGUCAGCGGUGUUGGCUUGAAACAGUUUUGGAACUUGAAGAGCCACAUGCAGGAUGCUAGUGUGUUGGCAACGGCUCACUACCCCGAGACCUUGGAUCGUAUCUUUAUUGUUGGUGCGCCUAGUUUCUUCCCUACCGUUUGGGGCUGGAUCAAGCGCUGGUUCGACCCAGGAACCACCUCCAAGAUCUUUAUUCUGUCCGCUGCAGAGGUGCAGCCUACUCUUACUUCGUUCAUGGACCCCUCCAGCAUUCCGAAGCAGUAUGGUGGCGACCUGGAGUGGCAAUGGGGCGAUUUGCCCAACCUGGACGAGCCCAGCCGCGAGCUGCUGAAGGGUGUUGAGGUCCAAGAGGGUGGCAAGCCGGGUCUUUUGAAGGGCCCGAUGCGGUUCAAGGGCGAUCAGAUCGAGGUAGUAGGCACUGAAAACGGCAAGGAGCGCCGUAGCAACAUCCCCGUCCCCAAGACAGGACAGACAGCAUCUGCCUCAGAGGCCAACACAAAGGCCGCUGAGUCCGCGAGCAGCGACGCUGAAUCCACUCCUGUCCCGACGGAGAAUGAGAAGGUCGCGGUCAACGUUGACCAGGUGUCAACCGAGGAGACUCAGACUACUACUGUCGCGGCAUAG
Penicillium odoratum is the source of this 1290-nucleotide messenger RNA. RefSeq names its product SEC14 family lipid-binding protein. The record is from RefSeq and is a predicted model, not a curated record. Lineage: Eukaryota; Fungi; Ascomycota; Eurotiomycetes; Eurotiales; Aspergillaceae. The coding region runs from base 1 to 1290 and encodes 429 amino acids. The transcript has 4 exons.